Molecule: messenger RNA, 2562 nt
Organism: Vitrella brassicaformis
Lineage: Eukaryota; Vitrellaceae
Source: the annotation of a GenBank genome assembly
GGAAAAAAGACUGCGGAGCAGGAAAGAAUCUCCCUUAUCACCAUUCACCCUUCAGCUGAUCAGCUGGAUUCAAAGAUCUCAAAGAUGCCGAGGCUGACGAUGGAUGCAGAAGCGGCCUCAGAUGAUCCCUCGCCAGAUCCACCGCAGCACCUGUCAUCGUCAGCCGCCGCCCUGCCCUCGGCAGCGCCCCGCCUAUCGGCUUCGUCUGACACGUCUAUAGGCGUCCGAGGCUUGAACGAUGUUGUGCGAGCAAUGGUGCAGCGCAGGGGACUGACGUCAGUCUUCGAAGAGAUGGAGACGCUCCGACGCGCGAGAGGAGAGGGCGCCCACAGGAAGGAUCUCACAGUCAAGGAUCUCACGAUUGUGGUCAGCUGACCGAUUGAGAGCAAGAGACGGGAUCAUGUGGAGGUCUCGUUGGGUUGGUUGUUUUGUUCCCUUUGGUGUGUUGGUUGUUCGUUCAGGGUGUGUCGUCUGUGGUGGGUGCGGGCCUAUUUCUAACGCCAGGUCAAGCUGGGGCGUUUGCUGGUCCUGCCCUUCCGGUGGCCUACAUGAUGGGGAGCAUCGUUUGCAUUGCUCCCGCGCUGGCCAUGGGUAAGUGGGUGGGUGAGAGAUGGGUGGACACAGCAUCCAGAAACAGCGGUUUUAUGUGGAAUAUGCGCGUGUUGCAGGUGAGCUGAGCUCACAGUACCCGUCUGCUGGGGGUCUCUACACAGUUUGCUAUAUCCUUUUCGGCGAAUUCAUCGCAUACCUGGUACGCCCCUGCUCACGAGUGUCUCUCUUCCCCUUUUCUCCUCGCUUUGUGGAUGCGUUGAUGCAGCUGGCGUUCUCCCAGGCCAUCAUGUAUCUGUUCGCAUCAUGUGUGGCCGCGCGAGGCUGCGCCCAGUACCUCGCCGCAUUGCUCAAUAUCAUCGGCCUGCCGCAAUCUGUGACAUCGUAUCUCUUCUUCGAGCCGCCGGCACCCUUCAACGAUCUUUUCGAGGUCUCUUUCGUGGCGCCUCUGUUCCUCCUGGCCGUCACCACUAUCAACAGCCUGGGCUCGCAUCGCGUUGCUGUCUUUCUCAAGUGGAACUUCCUCUUCAACUACUCUUUGAUUCUCUUCUUCAUUGUGGCUGGGGCGGUGUUCUUCAAUGCGGCCAAUUUCGUACCCUUCGCCCCCAAUGGCAUGCAGGGAGUCCUGGCUGCCGCAUCUGUGGCCAUUUUCGCCUUCCCGGGGAGCGAGACGAUUGCCAACCUGAGUGAAGACUGCGAGUCACCGUCCCGGCAGAUUCCGCUGGCCAUGGUCGCCACGCUCGCCAUUGCAACAACGGUGAGCAACCAAGCAAGCAAUAUGUUGACAGACUUGACUGACGUAUGGACCCCUUAAGAUGAACGCGCGCACAGGUUUACGUCUCGGUCAGCGGAGUGCUGAUGGGUAUGGUGCCGUCGGGCUUGCUGGACCCCCGCGCUCCGCUGUCUGAGGCCUUUCGGUACCACCACUGGGCCUGGAUGGGGGGGCUCGUGGCGGCGGGGACCAUGACAGUGCAGCUGCCCGUCAUGUUCUCUAUCGGCAUGGCUAAGGUCAGCCACUUAACACGAUAGGCGAUGGAUGUCUGAGACAGGUAUGUGUUGUGUGUGUGUCACCAGGCCAGGAUUAUCCUGCAAAUGUCCCGUGACGGAUUGCUGCCCAGAGUAGGCAAGCCACUCGUGCGAAGGUGUGUUCUGCGUCUCAUGUGUUCAUGUCUUCCACGUGUGUGUAGGCGUUGAGCCGUAUCGACCACCACGGCACACCUCAGUUUGGCGUGGCUCUCCUAGGUGGCAUCGCCGCCGUCAUGUCGGCUCUUCUGAGAAUCGAGGCCUCAAUGGCCCUUGCCGUGGCUCUAGUUAUGACCAACUACGGUUUCAGCUGCUACUGCGUCCUUCUGAGGCGACUCGCGCCGGUCCAUCGAAGCCGACAGGACGGCCGCGGGGAGUCCCCGAGAUCGAGGGCGGGUGUGAAGAGAGAGGUGGUCAUCACGCUUGGCGGGCUCUUUAUGGUGGUGUCUCUGUGUUUCGGCUACACAAUCCACGUGCCGGCGAUGGGCAGAGCCAUGCAGAUAACUGCGGCUGUGUGCGUGCUGGUGCUCGCCGCGGCUGUCUGCGUCCUGACAGCUGUGACGAAGCCGCGCCGAGCCAAUAAGGCGGUGAUCGGCGUGGCGGGUGAGCCGCUGCUGGGCGAGAACAAUGAGCACAUGGACGAUGGGUCAGAGUCGGUGGCUACCGGGUUUCUGUGUCCGUUGUUUCCUGUGCUGCCUUUGGUGGGGAUGUUUCUGACAAUGUUGACGGUUGCCGGGUGUGGGUGGCGGGUGCUGCUUGAGGUGCUGGGUGUGUGGUGCUUUGUGUCGGUCUUCUACUUUCUUUAUGGCAUUCACUACAGCGCCAUCAGACAGACUGCCGCUGCGCCGAUCGAGUGAUCACUCACUUUGCUUCCCCGCAGUUUGUCUUAUGGAGUGCAUGAGUGAGUCGGGCCGUCCUUUCUGAUGGCAUGUCUGUAUGUCUAUCUGUAUGUCUGUUUGUGUGUGUGUUAUUGUCUGUGCGCGACGUGCG